Fusarium graminearum PH-1 is the source of this 2451-nucleotide messenger RNA. RefSeq lists its product as uncharacterized. NCBI's taxonomy places the organism in Eukaryota, Fungi, Ascomycota, Sordariomycetes, Hypocreales, Nectriaceae. The transcript has 2 exons. The coding region runs from base 1 to 2283 and encodes 760 amino acids. The record is from RefSeq and is a predicted model, not a curated record.
AUGACCACCCAAAAGGACCGUGCUAACGGUACCAGUUCUCAUUCUUCCAACGCCCGUCCUGGAAGUCCCAUGCGGGACGAGUAUCGGUCGAGCGAUGGGCAGUUCUAUACACAGCCUGCCUCAUCUAUACGUUCACGCAGCACAGCCCGCUCAUAUGCCGACCAGUCAGGCAGCGACAGCUAUGGUCGCAGUAGCAGGGACCGCAGCAACAGUUUAGUACGCGACGAUCCGUACCGCAACAGCCGUCACUCUGGUGUCUACCAGAGCAACCCACGCCAAAGCUCCAGCAACGUCGAUUAUGGAGACGAUGGAUACCAGUAUACCAAUGCUGGUGAACUGGUUCGCUAUGAUCUUGAUCAAUCAGCUCCAACAAGAACUCGAAGACGUGAAAGUCUCGACCGCGGAUACUACCGUCCCAAUAUCAAUUACAACGCGGACCAGCGAACGUUCAACGUCGAUACAAGUCCCGACUUGAGUCGUAACUACAUAACUACAAGCACAAGCAGCCCCUCGAAUAGCCGUCAAUACGAUAACCGAGGAGGCCCUCCACCCAGCACUCGAGGCUUUGAUAAGAUUCGAGGGUAUGACAGCCCACGAGAUUUUGCACCGAUGCCUUCCAAGACACCGGAGCCCGUAUCGACAAAACAGGAUAUCCCUCUUGUUGCCACUACCGAGACGACGAGGCGACCUCGGCCGGUGUCUUUGUAUCAGGAAGGGCCGCCCCGUUCUUCGCACCAUGAUGACUACUACCGCAGCCGAGACGACGAAAGGAAAAUGCGAGAGUUUCGUGAACAGCCUGAGCUCGAGCGUUCCUAUGAACCCGAGCGUGCAUACGAGACUCCGUAUUUUCAUGAUGACCGGGUUACUUCUCGUGGGUUUGGCAUUCGAACUGAUCUGGUUGAUGAUGAUGAACGCCGUGAACGCCGCCAAGAGCCCAAGAAACGCUCUGAUGAAGAUUUGCCGCGUGAAACUGAGUAUGAGCGCGAUGAUCGUCGCCGAAGUUGGAUUGACUCGAAAGAGCCCCGUCGUGACAGACGUGAGAGUAAGAAGGGUAGCGACGAUGAUGAAAAGGAGCGCACUCGAUUCCGCGAUAAGGUGGCUACUGGCCUGGGUAUCGCUGCGACUGCUGUAGGUCUUGUCCCUGCUAUCAAAGACGACGAUAAGCGUGAAAAGGAGGUCAGCAGACGCAAGGGAUCUGACGACGAACGUGAGCGUGAACGAGAUCGUGACAGGCGGCGAGAAUCCAUGAAGGGCGAACGGCCGCGCAACCUAGAACGCGAUCGAUCGCGACAGCGAGAUCAAUCACGACAACGAGACCAGGAACGUGGCUCCAGGGACACAAGCCGCCGACCUGGAGACUCUCGCAAGAGUGGAGAGGCAGUGGUUUCGUCUUCUGACUCGGAUGAAGGCAAGAAAUCGACUCGAAGACGUCGCGAUUCAAAUGCUUUCAACCCUAACGACACUUCUGAUCUAAGACAACUCAAGGAUCAACUUGCGGCCUUGAACACUACCGACAAGGAGAAAGAAAAGGAAACGUCCAUCAUCGCUGAGACCACCUCACGCUCCUCAUCACCCUCAAAAGACUCUAAAACUGUGGUCGAGUCUCGGCCAUCCAGAGAACACCGUUCCUCGCCCGACUCAAAACCCUCCAGUCCCCCUGGAGAGGAAGUUCGUGGUCGUGAACUGCAACAGACGUCUUUGGACGAUAAACAAGUCCGCGUAGUAUCACCUCCUCGUGACAAGAAAGACGAGAAGCCUCUCAAGGGUAUCUUGAAACAGCCCAAGGUCAGCUUCCCCGAGGAGCCAAACCCUGUCCGUGAGGGCGUUGCACCUCACAAAGAAGAUAAGAAGGCCAGAGAAGCACCUGCAGGUGCGAAAUGGACUAAGAUCAGCCGCAAGGUUGUUAAUCCCGAGGCCUUGACUAUUGGCAAGGAGAGGUUUGAGGUCAGAGACGAUUUCGUUAUUGUGCUACGAGUUCUUAGCAAAGAGGAAAUCCAGGCGUAUGCCUCAGCGACACAGGUUUUACGGGAGAGACGACGCCGCGAUGAAGAUGGUGGUGACACGGAUCGUGACCGUGAUAGAGACGACGACGAGAGAAAAAGGCAUCAUCGCCAUCGCCGUCAUCGCGAAGAUGACUCGUCAGACUACGAAGACAAGGACCGUGAUCGUGAAAGGCGCAGGCGUCACCGAGACGAGGAAGAGUAUGACACCAAGUCAAGAGACUCUGACCAUCACCAUCACCACCGCAGCCACCGGGACCGCGAGCCUGCUCUUGAAGCUUAAUUCAACAAGCAAGCACACAAAGAUCUGUACCACCACCAAUGACUGGUUUCUUAAAAUUCUGGAGCGUUACAUCGAAUGCUUUCAAUGGAAGGACUUCACUGUCGGAUUUAUAUCAAAUGUUAACAUAUAUCAUAAGCAUGAACUGAGCGGUUUAGCGAGACAUUCAGG